AUGAUUUGCAAAAGAUUAGCACCGAUAGGUACAAGAUAUCGUGCUGUGUUUUAUGGUGGUGGAAAUGAUAAGAGCAUAGGUCGAAACAUCAACAGCAGCGCCAGCAGCAGAACACCGUCAAAGUGGACGCAUUAUUGUGGUGUUUUCCUUCGCCGUGAAUUAUGUUCUUGUUCUGUGUUUAUUUCACCAGCGAUCAAAGUUGAGCGUAAACAGCUACACCAGCGGCACUUUUCGCAGCAGUUGCAGAACAAUAACAGCACACAAGAGAUGGGUGAUUUCAAUACAAUCGCACGCCCCUCUGCUCAGGGAAAAUUGUUGGAAAAUAAGGCCUUCUUCCCCGAUCUACCGGCCCGUGGUCCAUUGACAACGUACCGCAAGCAAGCGAAUAUCGACUGGCGGAAAUUAAAACUUUCCUUCAAUGAUGAAACAUCGCUCGAACUGCAGCAUCGCGUGUGGGCUUUCGCACGCAAACAUCCACUGUUUGCGCACCCGAAUCGUAUGCUAACGAUGGACGAGGAACGUCACCUAGCCACGAAGCGGAUGUACGUGGUGCAGAAUGAGAAGAUGUUCACGCUUAGUGAUUACCUGGAGCGACCCGAUCUUGCCGCUAUCUACCAUCAGGCAUGGAUUGCGUACGAACCGAGCAUGGCCGUGAAGUACUCGCUCGGUUUUGGUAUGUUCCCGUCGGUCAUACGCACACUGGACGUCGGUCGUCUUGAUGAGAUCGUUGAACGCAAUGAAACGGGCGAAUAUUUGGGUGCGUUCGGGCUGACGGAAAUUGCUCACGGUACUAAUGCGAAGGGUAUGCGAACGACGGCAACGUACGAUCCGGCAGCCGGGGAGUACAUUCUGCACACGCCCGAUUUUGAGGCGGCGAAAUGUUGGAUAGGAAAUUUGGGUAAAACCUGCACGCAUCUCAUCGUCUACGCUCAGCUGUACACUGCCGACGGUAAAAAUCAUGGAUUGAACGCGUUCGUAGUGCCAGUCCGUGAUCCGGCCACGUUACAAGCCUACCCAGGUGUUACCGUCGGAGAUCUCGGUGCAAAGGCAGGUCUACAAGGUGUAGACAAUGGAUUCGUCAUGUUCCGCCAGUAUCGUAUUCCGCGCGACAAUCUCCUAGCCCGCACCGGAGAUGUUAACGAACAGGGCGAGUUCGUGUCGCCGUUCAAAGACCCGGCCAAACGAUUCGGUGCCUCGCUCGGCGCUCUCUCCGGUGGCCGCGUCAGUAUUUGUGGCAUCGCCAACGUUUACCUCACGAAAGCGAUAACCAUCGCGUUGCGCUAUUCGGCCAGCCGGAAGCAGUUCGGUCCGGACGACAGUGAGGACGAGUGGCCCGUGCUCGAGUAUCAAUCGCAACAGUUCCGUCUGUUUCCGCAUCUCGCCAACAACGCUGUGAUACGCGUGUUUAACCUCUGGUUCGGAAAGGCGUACGGUGACAUGCAGCUGAGGAUGCUCGGUGGAGAAAACGUUGGAGCGACCGGGAUGGAGGUGCACGCACUGUCGUCCGCCGCCAAGCCCGUGUGUACGUGGGCGGCCCGGGACGGUGUGCAGGAGUGUCGGGAGGCGUGCGGUGGCCACGGCUAUCUGAAACUUUCGACCAUCGGUGAUUUGCGGGGCAAUAAUGAUCCGAACUGUACGUACGAGGGUGAAAACAAUGUGCUGAUCCAGCAGGCGUCGAACUGGUUGCUGAGCGUCCGUGCAAAAGGUUACGAAAAGUUUGCUGAGGUAUCGCCGCUGGGAUCGGCACAGUUUCUAGCACAAUAUGCAACUCUCAGUAGGCGAAAGGCUAGUUGGAGAGGUCCAUCGGAUGCGGGCUCAAUUGCAAAUCAACUGGAAGCGCUGGAUUGGUUAGUAGCCUACUUAUUGGAGGAAUCGUACCAGAAAAUGUCAACUUUAAAGCAACAGGGCAAGUCUAGCUUCGAGGCACGAAAUGACGUGCAAUCGUUCUUUGCGCGGACACUUUCUAUCGCUUAUGGAGAGCGUAUGCUGCUGUACGUAUUUGGUAAAUUCCUGUCCAACCUUGAGGAAGGUCCCGAACGGCAGGCACUCGAGCGGCUCGGUUCGUUGUACGGUGCUGGAACAAUUCUACGACACAUCGGCGUAUUCUAUCAAGGUGGAUACUUCUCCACCCAACCAAACGCAAUGGCCUUGCUGCAGCAGGCCGUACUGGAUCUACUACCGAACAUCAAGCAAAAUGCGAUCGCAAUAGUCGAUGCUAUUGCUCCACCCGACUUUAUCAUCAAUUCACCGCUCGGCAUGAGCGAUGGUGACGUGUACCGGCACAUGGAAUCGGCGAUCAUGCAAGCACCGGAAGCACUCGAACGACCAAAAUGGUGGCGCGAUGUGGUGCAUCGAGAUUACGUGCAAUCGAAGCUCUAA
This is a messenger RNA of Anopheles marshallii, 2379 nucleotides long. RefSeq names its product peroxisomal acyl-coenzyme A oxidase 3 (gene Acox3). The record is from RefSeq and is a predicted model, not a curated record. The transcript has 4 exons. The coding region runs from base 1 to 2379 and encodes 792 amino acids. Gene Ontology annotation, biological process: fatty acid beta-oxidation using acyl-CoA oxidase; lipid homeostasis. NCBI's taxonomy places the organism in Eukaryota, Metazoa, Arthropoda, Insecta, Diptera, Culicidae. Gene Ontology annotation, molecular function: FAD binding; pristanoyl-CoA oxidase activity; fatty acid binding. Gene Ontology annotation, cellular component: peroxisome.